AAGAUUUUCCCUAGUCUAUUUGGUGGCGGUACAUGGGGUGCAGGAAGGUCACGAUCAAACAGCUGUUCAUCAGUACCAUUAGGGGGGCUCACAGUCCCUUCAGCACGCGGUCGCCAAGCUCAGCUCCAGGGGCCCUCGUCCCCCCUUUUAGGGGGUCCCGGUAAAUACCCUGCGACCCGACAGCCCCUGUAUUACCCAGACAUUUGGCCGCGACUUUCGUACAUGUGCACAGACUGUGGAGAGGAAAAGCAAAUCAUGCACAGACAUGCGACCCCAAACCACCAAGUCUGUCAAGAUCCAUUAAUAUAUCUGUAGAGACUUGCACCCUGUCGUCCUUACUGCAGUCUGCGAUUUCAUCAUUCUUUUGUUGACUUCAAGAUGGAUUCCAUGCCUCGCAGCGAUCUGCCAGCCGGGAACUUGCAACCAAAUCUCUAUGCUGCGGUCAUUGCCACGCCUAUCCUAGCAAUUAUGGUCGUUGCUUUGCGUUUCAUUUCGAAAAGACUUGUUCACUCCACGAUGUGGCUCGACGAUUGGUUGACCCUUGUAGCUCUGUUUAUGACAAUCGGUUUUGACAUUAAUAUAUUCUUUUUUAUCAGGAGUGGAGUUGGCCUGCAUAUCGAAGCGAUCCACCGAGACUCUACCGUAGUGUACCGCGACUUCUUCUUAAACCUGUGGAUCGGAGAGUUGUUUUAUACAUUUGCUCUGGCUCCUGCCAAGCUGGCUUUCCUUGCGUUCUACUGGCGUAUUUUCGGAGUCUCGAGUAUGAGGCUGCCAAUAAAGAUCCUGGCCGCAGCAGUUAUGUGCUGGUCCAUUGUAAGGAUUGUGGUGAAUUUAUUGCACUGCACACCUGUUCAAGCUUACUGGGACAAAACGAUAUCAGGGAAAUGCCCCAUUAACGAUCAGAAAUAUUUUGUGGGUUCUGUGCUAGCCCACCUAUUAAUGGACUUCGCAAUCCUUGCAUUGCCAGGGCCAUAUAUCAAGAAAUUACAGAUCAGCUUGUAUCAGAAGAUUUGUGUGUUUGCUAUGUUUCUGCUUGGUGGCUUUAUUUGCUUCGCAACUAUCACCCAGAUCGUUAUCUGUUUCCAACUCAACGUUACAUCACCAGACUACACGUGGAAUUUUGCUCUAAUGACUCUCUGGGCAACAGUAGAGGUCAAUCUGGCUGUGAUAGCGGUCUGCCUUCCAUUACUUCGCCCUAUAUAUCGCUUGGUGUUCAAUGGCUCUCUACAAAGCACUCAACAAAGCGGAACUCAUUCUGUAUCAUGGAACGACAGAUCGAACCAUCAGACACUGAACACGCUCAAAAAGGACUAUUCUGACUCUACAAGAGAACUUGCAGACAUGGAUUCAGAUGGCAAUAGGAGCUUCACUGAAGUGCUUGAUGCUUCUACUCAGGGCAGCGAUACAAUUUGCGAAAUGGACACUUUAAGUCCUCGUCAAGUACCCAAGGGGAGGCGUGUGAUUAUGGUCAAAAGCGAGGUUGAUGUUAAAUCGUCUGUUUACAACUGAGCAGCACAUGGCUGACGGACCACUAUGGGCUUCAUGCCGAGUGGAAGUUAUUUUGAGACAGGGGCGUUUGGUGUGGAUUCACGAUGGGGACUUGUAAUGAAGACACUGGAUGUUUCAUUCCUCUCAUUCCACAUUUUAGUACGG
Hyaloscypha bicolor E is the source of this 1653-nucleotide messenger RNA. RefSeq lists its product as uncharacterized. Lineage: Eukaryota; Fungi; Ascomycota; Leotiomycetes; Helotiales; Hyaloscyphaceae. The transcript is spliced from 7 exons. The record is from RefSeq and is a predicted model, not a curated record. The coding region runs from base 379 to 1509 and encodes 376 amino acids.